Molecule: messenger RNA, 10440 nt
Organism: Liolophura sinensis
Lineage: Eukaryota; Metazoa; Mollusca; Polyplacophora; Chitonida; Chitonidae
Biological process (GO): regulation of DNA-templated transcription
Cellular component (GO): nucleoplasm; nucleus
Molecular function (GO): chromatin binding; protein binding; histone H3K4 methyltransferase activity
Source: RefSeq, a predicted model, not a curated record
GAGCCGCCAUGUUGAUGUGGGAUUUCAUGUUGUACAGCAAGUGAAAUGUAUAUUUCUGGGUGGAAAUGUGAUUCUUUGAGAGUUUUGACAGCCCGCAGUGUGAAGAGUAGUAGGUGCAUCUAUCAUCAGCUGCCGUAGAGCACCACUUGUAAAGACAUGAGCAAGGAACACAACCGCUACUCGGCUAAUGUACAUGAUGAUAACAGCUAUUCUACGAGUCCAAGCGAUUCAAGUGCAUCAGAUAGUGACAGUGACCAGCAGGAUAAAGAGUUCUCAAUUCGUGAAUCAAAUUUUAAGGAGGGAAGACUUACCUUGAAAAUUUCUGCGACUCGGAAAAGCCUGACACUCCAGGCUGAGCCUGGUAGUGAUUUGACACAAACAGACUCUGUUGAAGCAGAAUACAGGUCGGUUACCAGUGAUACCAGUGACACAAUAAAGGAUAGUUACGAGGAAAACUUACCAAAAGCAAGCGUGAUACAGGCACAAGAUAAGCAGGAGCUGUCUGAAUACUCACCUGGGGAGAAGUCAGAUGACAGUUCAGAGCACCCUAGUUUGGUCAAGUUGCCAAGUAAGAAUUCUGUGAGAAGAUUGAGUGUAUCAUCAUCCUCGUCAUCUUCAUCAUCGUCUUCCUCUUCUGACAGCGACUCAGAUCCCGAUGAACUGCCGCUGAGUCGCUGGAAGGCCACCUACCCAUCUCCCAGUAACCUCUCUCACCGUAACACAGACUCUCCGCCUACCCAGAAACGGCAGUUGUCUGACAUUGAAAGGUCUCGGGCCUCCCUGACGCCUUCGUCACAGGCAGAGUCUGCUUCUGUGCGACCGAACAAUGGUGAUGAUGUGCAAAAUGGCAAGACAGAAAUUCACCGGACUCCUUGGUCAGUCCAAAUGUCAAACUCGGAGGCUGGUAGUCCGUCCAUCCCUGCUGUAAGUAAGGAGCCACAGAGAGGCAAUUUAGGCCACAGAAGUGGAAUUUUUGAAACGUUCUUCCAGAAUGUACAUGUAGCUUGCAGUGCUCAAGGCAGUGGCAGUUCUGAGCAUAAUGCAAACCGUGGUAUGUCCCUGGCCGGGCUGAACUAUGUACCAUCUCGUAGUGACCGCUAUGUCCCAGAGUCCUCAGAAACCAGUGACGAUGCUUUGAGCCGGUCACACUAUGAGGAGAAUGCUACUAAACUGAAACGAAAAAGAUUGAAGACUCGAAAAGUGACUCCAUCUGCAACUACUUCUGCCCCGAACUUUUCCGAUCAUGAGACUGUGUCAAAGGGAAGUGAGGCAGAGGGGGAAGGAUUUGAUCCCAAACCUAAAGUCCUGGAUACCUGCCCUUCUGAUGGUGAGCUCAGGAUAGAUAGUGUAGCCCAUGUGUCUCCAGACAGUGGCAUACAGUCUAUCUCUGGCUCCCCAAUGGGGAAUGAUUCCCCAGGGCCCCCAGUCCUGCACCCAGAGGUGGAUAUUCCUGAGUCUGGCCACAACAGUGAUGCCAUGGAGGAGCAGUUGAGGACACGAGGAUUGGGAUGUCCAGAGAUAGUACCUGUCCCACCUGUACAACUCCCAGUUGAUCCUCCGUGUCUGAAGGAAACCUCCACAGAACAAGCAGAAAUGGUCAGAUGCAAGUCUCCCAUGUCCACGGAUACAGAUUCCAUGAAGACAAAGACGUACAAGCAAUACAGGGAUCCAGGCACUCAUGUGGGCAAAAAGAGAGGCAGAGGCAGGCCUCCUAAGAGGGCUAAAUUUCUGGCAGCAUUUAAGAAAAGCAUCAUUUCUGAUAAAUCUCCGCCCGUUUUAAUUCAGGAUCCUUCUGGGCCCUGUAUCGGGAAGUUACUUUUGCUAAUGUUUCUUUUCAAGGUGUCAAGAAAGGGGACCAGGAAGGCCUCGAAAAAUUCCUCGAGGCCCUGCCAUAGGCAAAAGAGGUGUAGGCAGACCAGCGAAUGCUGUAAAGAAAGGCACAGCUCCAAGACCUACUGUGAAACCAUCAGUAGGGAAGCCUACCGCUCAGAAAAAAUGAAGAGACCAGGUCCAGGCAGACCGAAGGGCUCGAAAAACAAACCUAAGCCACAACCAUUGCUACUAGCAAGAGAUGUGAAGGCUGGAAAAACAUGCACAGGUCUCUCUUCUGCACUAACCCAUUCGCUUCAAGCACAACCAGUCAAAAGGAAACCUGGCAGGCCACGAAAGCACCCUCUGCCAGAAAAGGGUAGUGGGGCAUCAGCCCAGGUGAACAGGAAACGGCUGUCAGAACUCAGGACAAAGUCGUCAGUGAGGCCAGGUGAUGAGUGCGAGUUUACCACACUGAUUCAGAGUGUUCAGGACUCCAUCGUGUCGCAGUUUAAUGCGCGGGAGACAGAGGAUCUCAAUGACUUUGGAUCCAGUGACAACCUGGACAAAAUUGAGCCUUCGUUAUCAUCUGGUGGACAGGUGAGAAGGGAUCCUGGUGUCCACCAGAGUGGUUCAGGUAAGAUGUGCAAUCAGAAACCUGUGCCCAAAAUCAGGAAACCGCGUCUACAUGUUAUGAUGCGAUCGUCCAAGAGAGGUCGCAGGAAGAAGAAAAAGGUUGAGCCUGGCCAAGCAGUUUCAGUCUAUGAGAGGAAACUGAAGUACCGAAGCCACAACAGCAAGCGCAAGAAGAAGCUAAGGAAUGUGAAGUCAAAGCACAAGAACAUUGUUGACCCGGCAUUCCUCUCUGACCUCGAUGAUCUGACAGAGGACUUGGAUAACCUGUGGAUCUCCGACCCAUCGACCUGUCAGUCCCCAGGACAAAAGCCAUUGCCCAGUAUUUUUAGACUCCCAGGCAUAGCCACCAAGAAACGGAAGAAGGAUAAGGAAAAAUUCCUGAUUGGAGAUAAGGCCAAAAAGUCCAAGAAGUCUGACUGUUUAGAUAAGCUGGUGAAAGACAAAACGAAAUGUUCUCGGAAGAAGGGCUUGUCCGAGGACAGCCUGUUACUGUUUCAGGACAAUGCCCUUGUCAACAGUCAGCAGUGCCUACCCCUGAAGAAGAGGCACAAACUCUUCAACCCCCACUUCCCCAGCGUCCUCACCCCCAUCCACAUUCUCCCCACCCUCGUCUGUAUGCCGUCCAUCACCCCCACAGGUAGCAAACAGGCCGGCACUGUGCCAUCUCUCUUUCAAGUCUCACCUCCUGAAAAGCGUAAGGUUGGGCGGCCCAGGAAACAUCCACUGCCGGAGACGAGUUUGGGGCUUCAGGUUUUACCUUCUACCACAUCCCGCACCCUUAAAGGCUACCCUCUGAUCAGAUCUCCAAGUGUGCAAUGGCCAAACCAGUCACCUGCCAGUUGUCUUUCUCCAUCUCUCAGUGUGGCCUCUAUGUCAAAGAACAGAGACUGCUUCCCUCACCAUGGCUUGGAAAAACUGUUUGAAAGGAGCAAAUCUAGUAGUAAGGUUCAUAAAUCUAGAAAACACAUUGAAUCUUCAGCGCAUUUGUCGGCAGGACCGGGUCUGUUCCGUGCGCCAUUCCACACAUCCCUCUCAUCAUUUCUUAGUCCUCCGUUGUUGUUUUCUAAUGGUCACUCCAUUUCUCCGUGUGCCAAAUCAAGUCUGAACCACACAAACUUGUCACCACGAUUCCUGCCUAUACAAUCCCCCUAUGGUUUCCUCAGCUCUCGCAAUGAUGGGGCAUCAUGUAGCAAUUGUAGUCAGCUUCAAGGAGCAGAGUUCAAAAAAUACAGGACUGUGAAAAAAUUCAAAAAGAGGAAAUUAAAAUUAGCAGAGAAGAAUCUGUCCUUGGAACCUUCGGGUGGGCUAGGGAAGAGGGGCAAACGCAAACGCACAGACAGUUUAGCGGACAGUGACCGUGGGAAAGUGAAAGUCAAAAAGAAGAGGCAACACACAGAUGUGAACAGUGAGAGUUCACAUAAGACGCUGACAUCGAGUCCAGAAAAAUGUGCUUUCAGUUCCCCUAAACGGAGUAACUCGGUUCUGGCAAGCAUCGACUCUGCGAGAGAGUUUGGUAGCGAAACAGAAGCGCUAAUGUGCAAUAGUGACACUGGUGACAUCGUGGAGGAAACCAUAGAAUCUGUGAUACGCUCUGUGAGCUCCGAGUAUGAGCCUCUUCCUCUCAGUGAACGGAAGCAUAAAUGCCCGCUUAGGGAUGGUACCCACCGCUUAGCUGGCUCUGUCAACAAGAAGAAGAAGAAAUUCCUGCAUAAGAAAUCGAACAAAGACAGGAACGAUGGAGACAAGUCUUCUAGUGUCAACACACAUGCUUCGUCAAAGAAGAGCAAAGACCGGUCAGUCUUACCAAAGAAGAGAUACCAAAAAGUGGGCCUGUUCUCAGACUACUAUAAGGAGACUGAUCCGAAAAAGAAAUCUGAUAAUGGUGCUAAAGAAAAGGAGGGUGAGACUGGUGGGUCAGAGGGUGAGAAGGGGCGAUCAGAGAGUGAGAAGGGGCGAUCAGAGAGUGAGAAGGGGUGGUCAGAGAGUGAGAAGGUGGAUGAGGGGAUAAGUGCUCUCAGCCCACUCCUCCCCCCACCUAUCAAUGUGGGCAAGCAUCUGAGGGAGAAAAAGAUGGACUUCCAACUUCCCUAUGAUAUAUGGUGGCUCAAGCAAAAGAAACUGUUGAGGGCCAAAAAUGAAGAGACAGAACCAAAGUACAAGAAAAUCCGACAUAAUAUCCAUGUGGACAUAAAGCCCAUUUGUAAAUACGAAGCCCAUGCGUGUUCUUGCACUAAGCCAGCAGACCCAGAUGCCAAAGGUUGCGGAGAAGACUGUUUGAACAGGAUGAUGUACACAGAGUGCUCGCCAAGCACCUGUCCCUCUGGAGACCAGUGUUCCAACAUGCGAAUCCAGAAACACACCUGGGCUCAGGGAUUGGAGAAAUUUGUUACUGAGGACCGUGGCUAUGGGGUUCGGACAAAGGGUACUAUACCACAAGGCCAGUACAUUCUGGAGUAUGUAGGCGAGGUGGUUAGUGAACAGGAGUUCAGACGACGCAUGACAGAGAAGUACUCGCAGGAUCGCCACCAUUACUGCCUCAAUCUCGAUAGCGGAGCUGUAAUCGACGGCUACAGGAUGGGCAACAUCGGCCGCUUUGUCAACCAUUCCUGUCAACCCAACUGUGAAAUGCAGAAAUGGAAUGUGAAUGGUGUGUACAGAAUGGGCCUGUUUGCCCUGAAGGAAAUCCCACUGGGCACAGAAAUCACCUAUGAUUACAACUUCCAUGCCUUCAACCUGGACUCGCAGCAAAUCUGUAAGUGCGGGAGUACUGGUUGCCGAGGAAUCAUGGGAGGGAAAACUCAGAGACUGAAUGGGCAGGUGAAGACCAAGUCCACAUCCUCUCGGCCUGUUGGGAGGCCUCCUAAAGAUAAACGAAAAUCCAAACACCGACUGAAGAAGCUGAAGGAAAAGGUUAGUGUCCAAAGUGGUAAAGGCAGCACAUUUAAGGGCCGGAUGAAGCUGGGUGUGAGUCGUCUGGGAAAGUCCAAAGCGGGCCGACCAGUGGGGCGACCAGUGGGCCGUCCAGUGGGUCGACCGGCUCAAGGUCCGGGGGCCAAGAACUUGACACGUCACCAAAACAACAAACACCACGUCCAAGCUUCAGCAGCAAGCCCCACCAAGACUCUACCCGUUACCUCAGCCAAAUAUAAAUGUCCUCAGCCAAGCAGCAUUGUUAAGGUUGCUUGUGUGGUGCCCACUCCCGAAGUCAGCGCGGGGAAGGUAAAGAGGCCUGUGGGACGGCCUCCAAAAGUCCAGCCUAACCCUAAGGUGGAAAUCAAAUCCUUGAAGGAUAAGACGCUGAAAAUCCAGCCUACUCCUAAGAUGGAAAUCAGAUCCCCAAAGGAUAAGGUGCUGAAAAUCCAGCCUACCCCUAAGGUGGAAAUCAGAUCCCCAAAGGAUAAGGCACAUUUGACUAUUGCUGGCAGUAAAAAUGCUACCACUCCCAGGCCAGUGGGUCGACCACCUAAACCCAAAUCUACUGUAACAUUUGGAGCGAAGAUUCCGCCUUUCAAGAAGAAAAUGCUGCAAGUACAGCAGCAACAACAACAUGCCCCACCAACAGCCCUGGCCAAUAAGCUAGGAGUGCAGACAUCAAGUAAGCCCAUGUCCAACCGAGAGAGAGGCUUUGCCCAGAAACAUGCCAUAUUUCUGGUGCGGAACAUCACCAAGAUCCGUCACAUCCGACAGAUGUCACAGAAAAUGGAGCCUGCUAAAGAGCGAGAAACAGAUGUCUUCAUGACGCAGCUCACAGCUCUGAAUACAGCCCGAUCAGUGAAAACCAGGAGGCUGGCAUUAGCAGAGGAGAAUCAUGAGCUGGCUCGGAUUGUACGACUCGCCAAAGUUUUCAAAGACAUCUUCACUGCUGUGGCUACAUUCAAAGAUGAAGGUGGAACUUUGUUGGCCACACCACUCAUGAGCCUGCCGUCCCGGAAGAGAUAUCCUGACUACUAUGAAUUGAUUGAAGAGCCUAUCGACAUGAAGAUGAUAGAGCGUAACAUCCAGAUAGGCCAGUACAAGAAUGUGACAUGUUUUGACCAGGAUUUCAUCCGCCUUUUCAGGAAUGUUGAGAAAUACUGUGGCUGUAAGUCUGACAUGGGGAAGCUGGUGGUGCGGCUGAGGAAGGUAUACUGUGCAUCGAAGACUGAGAAUCUGGCCUGUCUGGAGGAGAUCAUGGGGGAGGGAGCAGCUCAGUCCAGCUCCGCAGAGUCUGAGGCUGGGGAUACUGCUGACCAGAAAGAUCCCGUAGAGGAGGAAGGAGAAGAGGAGGUGAUUCGGUGCAUCUGUGGCAUAUUUAAGGACGAAGGAUUGAUGAUCCAGUGUGAAAAGUGUUUUAUCUGGCAACACUGCGACUGUAUGAGUGUCCCGCGGGAGAAGGUGGAAGAUAGCUAUCUCUGUGAGCAGUGUGAUCCCAGACCUGUCCCUAAGGAGAUUUUACUGGUGCCACAACCCCAUGACGGAACACCUGGCUUCACCUACUACAUGACCUUGAUGAGAGACGACCUUCAGGUUCGCGUGGGCGACUGUGUCUAUCUCAUGAGGGAUAACUCUGUCAAGCGGAGCUCUGACGGCACACCAGUCAGGGUCUCCCAUCGCCUUAUGUCAAACAUUAGCCCUGAUAAGCUGGAUAUAUUUAGGGUGGAGCGGCUGUGGAAGACUGAUGUGGGGGAGAGGUUUGCUUUUGGUCAUCACUAUUUCCGACCCCACGAGACGUUCCAUGAGCCCAGCAGGAAGUUCUUUCCUAACGAGGUGUUCCGUAUCCCUAUGUAUGAGAACCUGCCCCUGGAGGCAGUGAUAGGGACAUGCUGUGUGAUGGACCCCUACACCUACUCUAAGGGUCGCCCCAAGGGCAUGAGAGAACAGGACAUCUACAUCUGUGAAUACAGGCUCGACAAAACAGCUCACCUCUUUUACAAGAUCUCCCGUUCCAAGUACCCAAUCAACUGUAAAUCCUAUUGUUUUGACAGAUUUGAGAAGAAGUUAGUUCCAAAGAGAACCUACUCUCCACAUGAGGUGCCUGAGUCUUACAAGCGUAAAAUGGCUGGAGAGCGGCCUAACCAGGGUGGGGAGGAUAGCGACAGGUGCCCAUCCAGGAGUGAUGACUCUGUGUGCCCUGCAGACCAGGAGAGGGAGAUGGAGGUCAGGCGGACAGAGGGGGAGCACUGCGAGGACGUCGACUCUGAUAUGGACUCAGAGGAAGAUCUACCAUUAGCUCAGGUGAAAAACUGCCAGCGUCAGGAAAAGAAGAAUCGAUUGAACAAGAUUUUGUUGCGCUUGUUGGGAACAAUUCCUGGGAAGCAGAGAGUCGACCUGUCAUACCUGCUGGAAGAAGGCUCGGGAAAACGACCACGCAAGAAACCGCAGACUCACUUCUAACACGCCUCUCCUGGGCCAACCACAUCUAUGAACAGUGCUAGAAUAAGCUAACUUUGCCAAAAUCCAUCCACUCACUCAUCUUUGAACAUUUGUGAACACUAGGAGCUAGUAUUUUCACUCAUUAUACAGCUAACUUAAGGAUGCUGUCAGAGCCAAAGAAAAAACAUUAUCAUGGUCAUGUCUGGCCAAAUGUGGACUCCAGUAAGCUCUGGAUAAUAAACUGUGGACUACAUUAAGAUCUGGAUGACCAAAUGUGAACUCCAGAAAGUUCUGGAUAACAAACUGUGGACUCCAGUAAGCUCUGAAUAACAAACUGUGGACUACAUUAAGCUUUCAAUAACAAACUGUGGACUCCAGUAAGCUCUGAAUAACAAACUGUGGACUACAUUAUUUUCUGAAUAAGCCAGUAAGCUCUGAAUAACAAACUGUGGACUCCAGUAAGCUCUGAAUAACAAACUGUGGACUACAUUAAGCUUUCAAUAACAAACUGUGGACUCCAGUAAGCUCUGAAUAACCAACUGAGGAUUCCAGAAAGCCCUGGAUGACCCACUGUGGACUCCGGUAAGCACUGGAUAACAAACAGUGGACUUCUGUAAGCUCUGGUUUAUAAUUAACAGUGGAUUCCAGUAAGCUCUGAACAACCAACUGUGGAUUCUGUUAGGUUCUGAAUAACCUACUGUGGACUAUAGUAAGCUCUGGUUUACAACCAUCAACUGUGCACUACAUUACAUGUCGACUACAUUAAGUUGUGGUUUACGACCAGCAACUGUGGACUACAGUAAGCUCUGGUUUACAACCAACAGCUGUUGACUUCAAUAAGCUCUUGUUUACGACCAGCAACUGUGCAUUACAGUAAGCUCUGGUUUAUAACCAUCAACUGUCGACUACAUUAAGCUUAGGUUUAUAACCAGCAACUGUAGACUACAUUAAGCUCAGGUUUACAACCAACAACUGUGGACUACAUUAAGCUCCGGUUUACAACCAACAACUGUGGACUUCAAUGAGCUCUGGUUUACGACCAGCAGCUGUGCAUUACAGUAAGCUCUGGUUUACAACCAACAACUGUGGACUUGACCAACACUGAAUAACCAACUAGAUCUGGUGACCCUGUAAUGCAGGACAUUGGUGAUUACAGUAUACAUACAAUUUUCCCACUACCCUUAUUCCACUGAAUGUACGACUGGACUUUACCACACCCUUAUUGAUGCAUGGGACAAGAUACACACCACACCUCGGACUUGUCGCAAGACUGAUAAAGUGCACAAAUCUGUUUUUGUCAUAGCAUCAGGACUUGACACACUAAUACCAGUACCUACUGUGUAACUUCUGUUCUUAUGUAGACAGGCUGGCAAGCAAGACCACACCUGGCCUCUUGCACAAAGAAAUAUCACAAAGGCAGCAAAAUUUCAUUGUCGCCCAGGAUUGUAUAUUUUAACUAGUAUAGUUAAGGACUGAUAUCAUUCUGCAGAUGGUUGGUGCAUGAAAGUGUAUAGUGCACUGUAUAUGUAUAAAUAUACAGCUAUGUUUGUGUAUGUGCUUGUAUUCUUCUUAAAGGUGAGACCAGACAGGUGUGGUUUUGUGCAGUAGUCCACUAGGUGAUGGUCAGUUGGCCUUAGGCAUCUUGGGGACAGCACUUGCUAGCUGCUGCAGUCACAUCGGUGUCACCUCCCAUCCUCCUACUGAAAUGUACAUACAGAAAAUGGUGGUGUACAUGUAUGAUAUAGGCACAGACUCCAUGGACUUUCCUGGACUCCAUGGAACACAAUCACAUACUUGUACAUUGAGAGCACCAAGAUAAGAGAUAUUAAUUACCCACAAGUGUUCAACUCACUGUAACCGUACAUGUACAUGUUAUUUAUUUCCAGAACAUUGACUUCUGUUUUAUCCAGUGUGUAGUGACAGGCCAAAUCUGGAUGAGUGCAAAGAUGUUCACCCUCAUGUGCAAAAUUAUGUAGUCUUGUGUACACCUAGCUUAUUGGAACUGGGAAUGAACCACUUGUUGUUAAGGGGUGUUCAUGUGUGAUGACAAAUACUGAUAGAAUCAGCCUGCAUGUCUAUGUUCUGGACAUUGGUUUCUGAGGUCUUUAUCAGGAGACUUAACUGCUAUACCCAGGAGGUAUGCACAUCUACUGUACAUUUCACUCCAAGUUAAAUAUUUUCUCUCCAUCUCUAUGCAAUUGACCCCCUUCCCCAGACUUAGCUGUUGAGCUAUGUAGUUACCCAUCUAGUUUAUAUCUAGUACAUGUAUAUUACAGACCAUGUUUUUGUCCCAAGGACAUGUGUUAGGACGUCUGCUGUUGUUGUUGCUGUGCAGUUGUCUGCAUUUAUAUAAUUAUGUAUAUCUAUAUAAUAUCUAUCUAUACAUACAUGCAUUGGCUGCGUUGUCGCUGGUAGAUGCUUGCUUGCUGAGCCAGUGUGUAAACACACAGUUCACAAGACUGUACAUAUGUGUGCUGGAGAUCUGUAAUGUACAGAUAUGUGGUAUGGAUUGAAAAAAGCCGUUUCCCCAGUUAAGUUAUAACAGAAACAAGGAGUAUCAAAUACUCAGUCUUUAAUUCUUUAGAAUAGGCGUGUACUUGUAUAUAUCUAUAUAUAUUCACAUAAACCUAUCUAAGCAGUGUA